AUGACUGACGCCCAGGUUGCCGGAGGCCACAAGGCCAACCUCAAGAACCCCAACACCUCGGAGGAGUCCAAGCAGCACUCGAAGAAAGUCCUCGAGGAGCAGUUCGAUGGCGGUGAUGUCCCCAAGGCUGGCGAGUCUGAUGAGGGCAAGAACCCUGGCAAUGUUGCCGGUGGUCUGAAGGCUGCCAUCAAGAACCCCAACGUUUCUGAGGAGGCCAAGGAGUCGGCCAAGGAGCGUCUCGAGGAGAUGGAGAACUAG
Molecule: messenger RNA, 258 nt
Organism: Pyricularia grisea
Lineage: Eukaryota; Fungi; Ascomycota; Sordariomycetes; Magnaporthales; Pyriculariaceae
Exons: 3
Coding region: 1-258 (85 amino acids)
Cellular component (GO): cytoplasm
Source: RefSeq, a predicted model, not a curated record